UAUUGUGACAGUCUGGGAGCGGAAGUGACGCUGGGAUGUACCUGUCGGUCCUCCCCAGCAGACAGCAGUCGCUGACGGGCCGCUGAGCGGGAGACAUGUCUGUCUACAGCAGAGAGGUCCAGCUGGCCACCGGCUUCCUGUGCAGCAGCCGAGGAGCCAUGCAGCUGCUGCAGCUGCACCGGAAGCUGCUGCAGCGCUGCAACAUCACCGAAGAAGAGUUCUGCUUCAUCAUCCAGCGCUGCCCCCGCUUUCUGCUGGUGCGCGGCCCGGCGGGGGGCGGCGGGGAGCGGGUGGAGGACUGCGCGGUGGUCGCCAAAACCUCCCUGCGGCUGUGCAGCAGGUACUGCCGGGAGGAGUGCAGCGGGCUCGGCCGGGAGCAGGGCGGGGACUGUCAACAGCUGCACCUCUGCAAGUUCUUCAUCUACGGAAACUGCAGGUUCGGCAAAGGCAGGAAGUCGUGCAAAUUCUCCCACGACAUUCGUUCAGAUCACAACUAUCGAUUACUGAGAGAGUGUACGCUGCACGAGCUCAACGAAGACCAGCUGUUCCUGCUGCUGCUGCAGAACGACCCUGCGCUGCUGCCAGAGGUGUGUUUGCACUAUAACAAAGGCUCGGGUCCUCACGGCGGCUGCACCUUCCAGGAGAACUGCACCAAGGUUCACCUGUGUCAGCACUUCGUUCAGGGCGACUGCAUGUUCGGACUCAAGUGUAAUCGACAGCACGCCAUCGACCAACAUGGCCGCCACAUGUUGGAGGAGAGAGGGCUGAGCGGAGACGUCAUCCAGGCGCUGCCCUUCAUCUACAGGAACAUCCACCAUCUGGCCGCUGCUGCCGCCUCCACAGAGAAAAUUCCCGAUUCUUUGUGUAAACGUGCCGAUCAGAGCGGCGACACAAACAUCUGUCUGCACUUCAUCAGAAACAGCUGCAAGUUUCAAGACGAGUGCCGCUGUGUCCACUUCCACCUGCCCUACAAGUGGGAGGUGUUUGAUGGUGUCACCUGGACAGACCUGCAGAACAUGGAGGACAUCGAGCGAGAUUUCUGUGACCCGUCUAAGACACAGAGCUGCGGCGAUCAGCCCGUCAACUUCCUGACGAUGAGUCAGGAGUCGCAGCCCGUUCGCCGUCUCUCCACGGUUUCCUCGGUAACAAAGCCGCCUCACUACAUCCUGACAACUCAGUGGCUGUGGUACUACAAGGGGGACCACGGGAACUGGAUGGAGUACGGACAGCCGGAUGAAAAGCAGCGCACCACAUCAGUGACAUCGCGGACUCUGGAGGAUUUGUUUCUGUCUGACAGAACAGCUGAAGUCAAAGUGGUAAAAGGCCAAAGACAGUACGUCAUCAGCUUCAAAGACAUGUACCAGAGGAACCCCAAACACAACACCAAGAGGAGAGUUCGUCGUCGUCCACGCUUCGUCUCCGUGGCCGAGGUGCAGAAACUGGCCGCUCAGUAGAGAAACCAUGAACCGGUGCGGUCCUGGUCUGAACAGGCUGGAUCUGAUUAAGUGCCUUAUCUUGGUACAUCUGGAAUUAUUUCUUUAACUGAAGUGUCAGUCCCAUGUUUCCUUCAGUUCACUCCUCUGACUUCCCUCCUUGACUGUAAAAAUGCUCAUGAGUCUGUUACUGUAGGUUUUGAUGGAUUUUAAGCCAUCAUCAGUUAGCGGUGUGUCAGUCAGUCCACCACUUUGGUUCAGACUGAAAUAUCUCAACAACUAUUGGAUGGAUUGUCAUGAAAUUUUGUUAAGAUGUUCGUGGUCCUCAGAGGAUGAAUCCUGAUCACUCUGGGGAUCACAUAAAUUUGAAUCUGGUGCCUACAACAACCAACAAGAUACUUCUUAAACUAAGGACCAAAUUCUCAUUUUGCUAACAUUAGCACCUUGUGUUAGCUGAUAUUGGCUAGCUUUAAUGCUUGCAUGCAACAUAACAUGUUACUACAUGCUAGCAUAAUAACAUGGUAACUGUUUUUGUUUAUCUUUAGGGGACAGUACACAUUAAUCAACACACAUUUAACAACAUCAAUGUAAAUGUGUAGCAGGGUUAGCUCAACAGCUAAUGUGCACUCAAGUCCAGACACAACUAAAACCUGACAAAGAGUUUAUGCUAACUCAAAAUCUGUUAACCAUAAUGCAAACAUUAGCUUAUCUUAACAUGCUAAUGUAAGCUAACGUGAGUAUGUUUUACAGCAUGCACUGUAGAUAGAAAUCCAAAGACAUCACUUCCUGUCUAGCUUCUGUAACUCGAGACAAUCUCGCAUUCAGCAUUUCUUUCAUCGGUCUUUGUGAAAAAAUUAAGCGUGUUGCUGAAUGUUUACUGUCCAUAUUCUCAGACAAAUUAACAAAAAGACAAGCACUUUAUAUUUGUGCUAUUAGAUAUCGAAGCUUUUGUGAUUUAACUUAAACGAUUAUGUUGUUAGAAUACAAAAAACUACAGCUCCCAUGAAAAUGUACCACCGUGGUAGUGUAGAUUUGAAGGCCACUAAAAACAAACGUAUUUAAUAAACAAUGAUAAUAGUUCUUUUUUAAAAUUUACAGUCCUGAUCUAAACACAUGACGACUGUUGAGUAAGGUUUUGUUGCAAGGCUGGAUUUUUAGUUAUCAGCGUUGUUACUCACGUCAGUCGGAUUCUGAAUGAGGUUUUCGGACUUCUGGAACAGAACCAGAGACACAAACAUCAAGCGUGCCAUGAAAAAAUAUUACAUGUUACUGUAAAGACAAGUUUAAAAUGUUACUGAACAUUUGUCCAUUUUUAAAAAUGUGCAGAAAUUAGGACUUUUUCAUAUGGAUUAGUUGAUGUUUACUUUAUGUUUAUAAUUACUUUAUGUGGACUCAUGUGGCAGCAGCUCAAACGCAUUAAAUAGCCAAUAUUGAUACUUUGCACAUACUGUAGGUCUCUUUGAGCGGUUGAUGUCUGUUGCAUGUUUUUCGAUAAUACUUGUAUUGGAGACCCUUUUCUAGGUGUAACAGUUACUUUGUGUUUUAAUAAAUUUUCUGAGUAAGA
Molecule: messenger RNA, 2997 nt
Organism: Siniperca chuatsi (mandarin fish)
Lineage: Eukaryota; Metazoa; Chordata; Actinopteri; Centrarchiformes; Sinipercidae
Gene: parp12b
Product: poly (ADP-ribose) polymerase family, member 12b
Exons: 8
Coding region: 96-1454 (452 amino acids)
Molecular function (GO): metal ion binding
Source: RefSeq, a predicted model, not a curated record